Glycine soja is the source of this 2430-nucleotide messenger RNA. Its product is annotated as kinesin-like protein KIN-8A. The coding region runs from base 229 to 2091 and encodes 620 amino acids. The record is from RefSeq and is a predicted model, not a curated record. Gene Ontology annotation, biological process: microtubule-based movement. The transcript is spliced from 7 exons. NCBI's taxonomy places the organism in Eukaryota, Viridiplantae, Streptophyta, Magnoliopsida, Fabales, Fabaceae. Gene Ontology annotation, molecular function: ATP binding; microtubule motor activity; microtubule binding.
GGUCCAUACACCAGUUUGUUUUUUUUUUCACGAUACUUGGUAAAUAAAAAGGGGCGGCGUUUCAACCGUGAACGAAGAAGAAGGCAUUGAGAUUGGGCAGCGUAAUGAGCAGAAAACGGAGCUUCAACAUCACAUUUCCACCGCUUAACAUCAUAAUUAGUUAAUUACUCACCGAUCCAUUCUUCCCCAAACCUAACCGAAGCCGAACGAGUCAACUCUGUCCUUUCAAUGCCGGCGUCAACUCGGUCCCAGACUGUACCGAACGAGUCAAACUCGGAACACGAUGCCCUAAAGGAGAAGAUGAAAUCGCUUCUUGCGUUGUACGAGCAGCACAAGCAGAAGCACGGUGCUGCUGCAGCAGCACCUCCUCCCAGCAAGAACCCUUCUUUGAAGACUGGGACCCGCAUUCUGGUGUUCGUUAGGGUUAGGCCGUUGGCGAAGAAGGAAAUGGAAGCGGGUUCACGGUGCUGCGUCAGAAUCGUCGAUCGCCGCGACGUUUACCUAACGGAGUUUGCGUCCGAGAAGGAUUACCUCAGGCUGAAGAGGCUCAGGGGUCGCCAUUUUGCCUUCGAUGCUUCGUUUCCCGAUUCGGCUACUCAGCAAGACGUUUAUUCCACCACAACCUCAGAACUUGUGGAAGCAGUUCUGCAAGGGAGGAAUGGAUCAGUUUUCUGUUAUGGUGCCACCGGAGCUGGAAAAACUUAUACAAUGCUUGGUACAGUGGAGAGCCCUGGUGUAAUGGUGUUGGCAAUUAAGGAUUUGUUCAAUAAAAUUAGGAUGAGAAGUUAUGAUGGAAACCAUGCGGUUCAUUUGUCCUAUCUUGAGGUUUAUAAUGAAACUGUCAGGGAUUUGCUUUCACCUGGAAGACCUCUGGUUCUCAGAGAAGAUAAACAGGGGAUUGUUGCAGCGGGUCUUACACAAUACCGAGCUUAUUCCACUGAUGAAGUGAUGGCAUUGCUUCAACAAGGAAAUCGGAGCAGAACCACAGAACCAACUCGUGCAAACGAAACAUCUUCACGCUCCCAUGCUAUUUUGCAGGUUGUGGUUGAGUACCGAGUUAGAGAUGCUGCAAUGAAUAUUAUUAAAAAAAUGGGCAAGCUCUCACUGAUUGAUCUUGCAGGGUCAGAGAGAGCUCUUGCCACAGAUCAAAGAACAGUUAGAUCUCUUGAGGGUGCCAAUAUAAACCGAUCUCUUCUGGCUCUAAGCAGCUGCAUUAAUGCUCUUGUAGAAGGCAAGAAGCACAUACCAUACCGAAAUUCAAAACUCACUCAACUUCUCAAAGACUCAUUAGGAGGAUCAUGCAACACAGUCAUGAUUGCAAACAUAAGCCCAAGUAACCUCGCAUUCGGUGAAACACAGAACACCCUUCAUUGGGCUGACAGAGCUAAGGAGAUUCGAACAAAGGCAAUUAAUGCAAAUGAGGACCUAUUGCCAGUGCCUGAGACAGAAACAGACCAGGCCAAGCUAGUACUUGAGCUGCAAAAGGAGAAUCGUGAAUUGCGAAUGCAGCUAGCACGACAGCAUCAGAAGAUUAUGACACUCCAAGCACAUUCCUCAGCUCCCCCAACACCACCUUCAGCUACAUCUCUUCUUUCCACUCCUCCAACUUCUGCCCCACCAAGUGAAAAACGAAGGACCAGGCCCUCUUUGUUAGCUGCAACACAUUUCACUCCAGAGGCCAAGAACAAGGGAGAUGAGGUAGCUGUUACAAUCAGAACACUUCAACAAAGAGUUAAAGCCUUGGAGGCAGAGCUAGAGAGAGUGAAAAAGGAUUACAGCUUGCAGCUAAAGCAGAAAGAUGAUGUCAUUCGUGAGCUUUCACAAAAGGGUGGGAAAAAAGUGGUAGCAACAAGGGCUAGUCUACGGCCAAAGGAGGCAAACACUGGAGAAUUGAAGAGUCCAAGCUAUCGUUUUCGGUCACCAGUACAAACUGCAAAGAAACGAAGCUUUUGGGACAUAACUACUGCUAACAGCCCGUCAGUCACCACAUUGAAUGGGAGAAAAACUAGAAGUCAUCUCAUUUCUGAACCUACUGCACAUCCAUCUAUGCUUCUUCAGCCCGGAUUUGCUCGAAAAAAGGGCGAUAUUUAAACGUGGGGUCUUCUUGGAAGGAGUUACAAGAGGAAGUUUAAGGACAGAAGCCCACGUAUAGAGGUUUUUUUUUUUCCGAAGACCCUGAUACGUCCUCAAAAUUCUCUCUGGGCUUGAACUGGUAGUCCAACAUAAAAGAAAAGAGAUCAUUGCAGGUUGGUGUGCUUCUCCUUCCACCUCAUCUCUUCUCGUGUAAUUCAGUCAUAGGAAAUUAGGAAUUAGGAUGAUAGUUUCUUUAGGCCUAGUCCGCGCCAAACCAAGGUGAUGUUUUACAUGCUUCAUUGAAGCUUUUGGAGAAAUUUCCAAAAUCAUUAUUAUAUUUGUACAUUCAUUUUUUUC